Rubroshorea leprosula is the source of this 772-nucleotide messenger RNA. Lineage: Eukaryota; Viridiplantae; Streptophyta; Magnoliopsida; Malvales; Dipterocarpaceae. The record is from the annotation of a GenBank genome assembly.
GGAACUAAUCCUUUCCCAUCUUGUACCUAAAGUGACAUGCAUUCACUAACAUGACCCCAUGAUUUAAUAAUCUAAGCUUAAAAGAGAUUACGAUAUAACCUUAGCUAAGGUCUCAACAACACCAUAAAACAACAAACCAGUAUGCAAUUUGUAGAACAAAACUUUAACCGUAGAAAGGAAACGCAUCAUGGAAGUGCACUUGAUAUUUACUUUCCAGAACAUAUCUGAAAGACUUCGACAAAAUUCGAUUGAAAAGAAAUGUGAUGAACAAAGCAACCGGUACAACAAACCAUGUCAACCCAGUUUUUCAGGGUACUUCCCCAAUAGCAAUCAUGGGAAUGUCACUUCGUCAAUCACCUCGUUACCAAGUUCUCAAGAUUGUAGAAAUCCGCGUCGCUUGCAAUAUUUUCCUUCUACAAACCUAACCCCAACCCCAUUACAGGCGUAUGUUUCACCGCCUCAUUUGAAACUUGUGUUUCCAACUUCUCAUGAUAAGGUGGAUGCUGAAAGCUCAAUCAUGUAGAAGUUGGAAACUUUAAAGACCAUUUGGUAUCACUUAUUAAAGAACCGAAAAAAGGGGAAAAAAAGACCUUUUAAGAAAUAACUGAGAAUUCAUAUAGAAAAUGAAAAGUUAAAACUACAAAUUUUUAAAGGUUUCAUGUUCUAAAUUUAUAUUAGAAUUCAGGUUGCCUCUGAUAGCAUUCACCUUUCUUCUUUUUGAAGUUUUAAGAUAAAAAUUAUAUAAGUUUUCUAAUUAAACUUUUUAUCAUUU